This is a messenger RNA of Conger conger (European conger), 1998 nucleotides long. RefSeq names its product hyaluronan and proteoglycan link protein 2 (gene hapln2). Gene Ontology annotation, biological process: cell adhesion. The record is from RefSeq and is a predicted model, not a curated record. The transcript is spliced from 6 exons. Gene Ontology annotation, molecular function: hyaluronic acid binding. Lineage: Eukaryota; Metazoa; Chordata; Actinopteri; Anguilliformes; Congridae. The coding region runs from base 322 to 1341 and encodes 339 amino acids.
UCCUGAGCAGAGCCCAGAGAGAAACAGCAGAAGGGCAUACAAAGGGAGGUUAGGAGAGAGGAGAGAAGACAGAGAUACACAGAAAAAAAGAUAUCCAGAGGGAAAGAGAAAAGCACACAGGAAUAUAGAAGGACAGAAAUACAGAAGGAAACAGACAGCUAAAAAAAGGUUUCUGCCCUUUUAAUCUGGCAGGCCAUACAUCACCAUCAACUGCACCAUCAGGAACAUAACAUGUCUGGGUGAACAAAAGAUACAGAGUUCAAAGCCACACUGGCAACAUCAACAGGAAACAGGAAGAUAGAGUUAGUGUUGUGUCCCAUCAUGCAAAACAUAGCUGUGAUUCUGUUUGCUGUCAACUACUUCACCUGGACAUCAGCUGUAUUUGACAGUCAAAGACAAAGUGUGCAUAAGAAACUUCGCUACCUUCUCGAACCACCCGUCUAUGCAGAAGUAACUGCUCGUCGAGGUGCAAACGUCACCCUUCCCUGUUUGUUGCAAAAGAAACCGCUCGUGUACAAAGUGAAGUGGACAAAGUUGGAACCACUGCGUCGUGGAGUGGAAAACAUUGUUCUCAUCACAAACGGUCAGGCGCAAAAGGGAUACGGCUUGCUCGGGCCCCGGGCAUCCUUACGCCGCGCACAUCCAUUGGAUGCCUCCGUGCGCAUCAGCAACCUUGAACUGGAGGACGACGGAAGCUACCGAUGUGAACUAAUCAACGGUAUCGAAGACGAAAGUGUCGUCCUUACCCUGAGAGUAGAAGGGCUUGUAUUUCCUUAUCAGAGUGCCAAUGGUCGUUACAAAUUCAACCACCAGGAGGCCAAAGAGGCUUGCUAUGGACAGGACGCUGCACUGGCUACGCAUAAGCAGCUGUUCAGAGCCUGGACUGAAGGGCUUGACUGGUGCAAUGCGGGAUGGCUGAACGAUGGGACAGUCCAUUACCCCAUCCUGCACCCGCGGGCACAGUGUGGAGGAGAGAAACUGCCGGCCGGAAUUCGCAGCUACGGCCCCAAAGACAAGACCCGAGACUACUUCGAUGCCUUUUGCUUCACUUCUAUAACCGCAGGGUAUGUGUUUUUCAUCGGGGGCAAACUGAACUUUACUGAAGCCAUAGAGGUGUGCAGGGAGAAGGGGGCGGAGCUGGCCCGAGUUGGUCAGCUGUACUCGGCCUGGCACUUCAGGGGCUUGGACCGCUGCGAUGGAGGCUGGCUGUAUGACGGCAGCGUACGCUUCCCCAUCACCAGCCCCAGGAAGCGCUGCGGAGACCUGCGUGAGCCCGGGGUGCGGAGCUUCGGCUUCCCCAGCAAGACCCUGCGUCUCCAUGGGGCUUACUGCUACAGGUAGUAGGGCAGGGGGAAGAGGUGGAGGUGGCACACUGACUCUUCAGAAGACGUCAGCAGGACACAGCAUGCUUUGGCACUUUUAAAACUGAAGUUUGGCCAUAAUGUUUGCAAAUACUGCAGGAAAUGAUGCAGGAUAACUGCUUGUAUUUACAAUGCAAUCGCAUUACCUCCUGACUUUGUGAUUAUAUUGAUAUUUAAAAGCAGUGCUAUUUGCUAUGACUGGAGGACAUAUUGAGUAUCAGGAUUACAUACUACAGCAUGAAGGCUGAGUAAUAAGAAAUUGAAUAAUUUUGUGUUUUCCUACUGUGUUAAUUCUGUUCAUAACAGGAUCAGAAGGAUUUUGUGUUCAUGCAUUUGUCAUGUGGCAGUCUCCAUUGAAUUAAUACGGCUAAAAUUUACGUUAAUUCUCACCAUGAAUAUUGAAGAAGAUCAUAUGAUGUUACUUAAAAAAGAACUUAUUCAUCAUAAAUGAAUUGAUUAUGUAGCAAGGAAAGGCAUUUAAUCAAAUGUUAUUGUAGGCAACCCUCCAUUGUUGUCUGCCACUCUGCUUGAUCCAUGAAGUCCAUGGUCUUCAGUCAGUGUAGGUCAAAUUAAUUUGACAAUAUGAUUCUGUAUUUGAUAUGUAAAUGCAUCAAUAAAGUAAAUAAUGACUUAAUAA